AUGGCACCCAAAAACGACGAUACAGUCCCAAGUGGCUACAAGUACUCCUGGUCACCGUCUAAUGAAUCCGAACAGCCGUUGGAGGAGUUCCUCAGAAAGUUCAGACCUUCAAUGGUGCAGGAUGAUGGGACGAAGCCAUGGAUCUGGGUCCACCGCGAAUCGCUGGCCAAGGAUGAGUCGACAAAUGAAGAAGCAGCCCUAUCCGAAGGGGGCGAAAUCCUGAAAGCCCUCACUGAAAAGGUGGAAAGCAUCAAGAACGACGACUCAAUUCCCGUACGCGGAAGUAAGAAGACCGGAGUCAAAAGCAAGAAGGAGGUUCGCGAAGCGGCACAAGCGGAGGCUACUCAAAAGUUGGAAGCCAUUUCCGUAAAACAUAAAUAUGUCAAUGGGAAAUGGCUGGUCUUCGCGCCACCAGACAAAGUUGACGCCAUCUGGUCUACAGUCGCUACCUCUCUUAUCUCUGGCCCUCUGUCGUCAACCUGCGCGUAUUCCGCGAAAGUCGCGACCUCACCGGAAACCGAAAGCCAACAUUACCAGCACAUCAUUUGCGUUUACAUUCCCGACGUAUAUGAUAAGCCAAAGGUUCUCGAGGUCAUGAAGGUUCUGCUACGAAAUCACGGUUUGAAUCUUAGCGGCGUCAAAUCCGACCUUUACACAAUGUUGGGAAUUGAUAGCAAACAUCCUAGCGGAAUUCAAUCAACGGUUUGGAAGAACACGGCACUUCUCCCUGACGCUGAAAUCAAGUCUUUGAAAGAAGCGUACUUCUCUGAGCUCUCGGAGAAAAAAGAAGCAGAGAACAACGCCAAGUCAGGAACAGCGGAGAAGGAGGGUUCUGCCACUCAGGAGGGCGCAGGCACAGAGGAGAAUAAGUCCAAGGCGAAGCCCAAACCCAAGCUCAAGAAGAAAGCCAAAGCGAGUGAUCCCUUUGCCUCCAGCGAUGAGGAGGAGACUGUGGAAGAUGAACCAAGGGCGAAGGGUGAAAAGGCCCCGCCCCGCAAACGUAAGGAAAGCAGCGAUGAGGAGGAUGAGGAGGAGCAGAGCAAGAGUAAGCGCGCAAAAGUAAAGUAG
This is a messenger RNA of Coprinopsis cinerea okayama7#130, 1068 nucleotides long. RefSeq lists its product as hypothetical. Lineage: Eukaryota; Fungi; Basidiomycota; Agaricomycetes; Agaricales; Psathyrellaceae. The transcript has 11 exons. The record is from RefSeq and is a predicted model, not a curated record. Bases 1 to 1068 code for a protein of 355 amino acids.